AUGAAUCUCCAUCUCUCAAGGCCUUCUACAAACCCAACAACAAGAAGGUCGGAUCCGAGUAGUAGUUCUUCUUCUUCUUCCACCACUACUCUGACCACCACCACCACUCCUACUCCGAAAUACACCACCAAAACCCAACAACGACAACAAUACAUCAUCCACCAAGUUCCCUAUCUUGAUCAAAUAACGGAUUAUUCCUGUGGAGAUGCAAGCCUCAACAUGGUACUCUCCUAUUAUUAUCAAGAGAAAAUCAUUGAUCAGAGAUCCAUCAUUGAUGUGGCUCGUACUUCCAAUCAUACAGGUACUCUGAGCUUGGAUGUCGUGAGAAGUGCCAGAUUCUCUCCACUCUCGAGUACACCAACCUCACAAGUCUAUAUUCAAUUUCCUGAAGUAGCUCCAACAUCAGGAUGGUUUAAUUCGAAAUUUGCAAACCAAUCACAAGCUUCUGUACCAGUAAAUUUAUUUGAACAUUCUGGACUUGUGACCUUGUACUAUCCAGAUCGAAAUACACUCUUGCCAUGUGAGGUGGCGAGAAAUGACACUUCGACUCCAUGUUGGGUCGAUCAUUUGGUGAAUGAAUUUUUGAAAAAUAACAUUCCAGUAAUUUGUUUGAUGAAUUUUAAAGUGGAUUCAGGAGGUCAUUAUCGAGUGGCAGUAGGUUAUGAAUUUGAAAAAGAUGUGACAUCAGGAAAGGAAGUUAUUACAGGAAUUAUCAUGUUAGAUCCUUGGGAUAGAAAUAACAAUCCUACCAGGGUCACCUAUGGUGUGGAUUUAUUUUGUAAAAUGUGGAAACAUGCUGAACCUAAUGAUGACAAGACAUGUUUCAAACCUUAUUUUGGAGUUGCUGCUUUUCCUCUCUCCAUUAGUGUCACUGAAAAUUCCAAGACAAGUUUCAAUAUUAAGGUGAAAUAUCCAUGUGUUUUCCCACCCAAUAAUUCUGAUGGAAAACAAAACUAUAAUUCUCCAAAUCUUCCACUCACUACAACCAUUCAACAUUUGAGUAUGGAAAUUUCAGCACUCUCCAAACCAAAUUCUAAUGGAAAAGCAAAUGUCAUGUUCACAGAAAGCAUUCCUCUCACAAAUACAUUUACAGCAUGUGAUUCACACAUGUUGAGUAAUAAUCUCCCCACAAAUGGUGCUGAUUCGAUUCGAAUUGUUGCAAGAGGAAUGGUUUGUGACACUGUUUUACCAACCGAGUAUGACACUAAUGUUUGGAGUCCAAGUUACAAAUAUUGUGAUUAUAUUGGUGGAGCGAUUAUUCACAAGUUGUAA
Molecule: messenger RNA, 1272 nt
Organism: Naegleria fowleri
Lineage: Eukaryota; Heterolobosea; Eutetramitea; Acrasida; Naegleriidae
Exons: 1
Coding region: 1-1272 (423 amino acids)
Source: RefSeq, a predicted model, not a curated record